Messenger RNA from Eremothecium cymbalariae DBVPG#7215, 1449 nucleotides. RefSeq names its product glutathione-disulfide reductase GLR1 (gene GLR1). The record is from RefSeq and is a predicted model, not a curated record. Gene Ontology annotation, molecular function: NADP binding; glutathione-disulfide reductase (NADPH) activity; flavin adenine dinucleotide binding. The transcript has a single exon. Bases 1 to 1449 code for a protein of 482 amino acids. Gene Ontology annotation, biological process: cell redox homeostasis; cellular response to oxidative stress; glutathione metabolic process. Gene Ontology annotation, cellular component: mitochondrion; cytosol. NCBI's taxonomy places the organism in Eukaryota, Fungi, Ascomycota, Saccharomycetes, Saccharomycetales, Saccharomycetaceae.
AUGCGUUUAGGUAACGUAGCAUCACGAACAAUUAUUAACCGCAACAUGUCAAACAACAUUAAGCAUUACGACUAUUUGGUGAUAGGUGGUGGUUCUGGAGGUGUUGCUUCAAGUAGAAGAGCUGCCUCUUAUGGAGCCAAGACCCUGUUGAUAGAGGGAAAGGCAUUGGGAGGUACUUGUGUGAAUGUUGGUUGUGUUCCCAAGAAAGUUAUGUGGUAUGCUUCUGAUCUAGCCACACGAUUGACUCAAGCGCAUUGCUACAGUUUAUUUGAAAAUCUUCCUCUUACUAAGGAAAACUUAACAUUUAAUUGGGCAUCUUUUAAAAUUAAGAGGGAUGCAUAUGUUAAAAGAUUAAACGGGGUAUAUGAGAGAAAUUUGGCGAAAGAGGGCGUAGAUUAUGUUCAUGGAUGGGCAAGCUUCAAUAAGGAGGGUCAGGUUGAGGUCACUAGACCAGAUAACACUAAAUCUGUGUACACAGCUACUAAAAUAUUAAUUGCUACUGGUGGUAAGCCGGUUAUUCCGAUUGACAUUCCUGGGUAUGAAUAUGGGAUCAGUUCUGAUGGUUUCUUUGAAUGUGAAAAGCAACCUAAGAAAGCUGUUAUCGUUGGCAGUGGGUAUAUCGGUACAGAACUGGCAGGUGUCUUACAUGGUUUGGGUUCUGAAACACAUAUGGUGGUCAGGAAUAAGGGUCUAUUAACUAAAUUUGACUCCUCAAUUCAAGAUACCAUAACAGAUUAUUAUAUUGCUGAAGGCAUCAAGAUCCACAAGUUUUCCAAUGUUGAGAAAGUGGAAUCUGAUAAGGGUACAAGUCUUUUGACUGUUUGUUUAGAUUCUGGAAAAUGUAUCACAAACGUGGAUGCUCUCAUAUGGACAAUUGGUCGUAGGACACUAUUGGGUCUCGGUCUUGAAAAUGUUGGGGUGAAGCUGAAUGAGAUGGAACAAAUAAUAGUCGACGAAUAUCAAAAUACUAAUGUGGAGGGUAUUUAUUCUUUAGGAGAUGUUGUGGGGAAUCUUGAACUCACUCCGGUAGCCAUUGCAACAGGCAGAAAGUUGGCUAACAGAUUGUUUGGUCCAAGCUCGUUCAGGAAGCAAAAACAAGAUUUUGAUAAUGUUCCAACUGCUAUAUUUGCUCACCCUGAGGCAGGAUCCAUUGGUUUGACGGAGGAUCAAGCAAUUGAAAAGUAUGGGAAGGAAUCCAUCAAAAUAUAUAACUCCAAAUUCACUAGUAUGUAUUAUGCCAUGCUAGAAAGCAAGUCACCCACCAGAUAUAAAUUGAUCUGCGCUGGUGAUGAAGAAAAAGUUGUGGGUCUACAUAUAGUUGGCGAUGGUUCGGCUGAAAUUCUACAAGGCUUUGGUGUUGCUAUAAAAAUGGGUGCCACUAAGGCAGAUUUUGAUUCAUGCGUUGCAAUCCACCCUACUUCCGCGGAGGAACUUGUUACCAUGACGUGA